This is a messenger RNA of Hermetia illucens (black soldier fly), 2809 nucleotides long. RefSeq names its product nucleoporin Gle1 (gene Gle1). The record is from RefSeq and is a predicted model, not a curated record. The coding region runs from base 93 to 2117 and encodes 674 amino acids. Gene Ontology annotation, cellular component: cytoplasm; nuclear pore cytoplasmic filaments; nuclear pore. The transcript is spliced from 8 exons. Gene Ontology annotation, molecular function: inositol hexakisphosphate binding; phospholipid binding; translation initiation factor binding. NCBI's taxonomy places the organism in Eukaryota, Metazoa, Arthropoda, Insecta, Diptera, Stratiomyidae. Gene Ontology annotation, biological process: poly(A)+ mRNA export from nucleus; regulation of translational initiation; regulation of translational termination.
GUACAUCUGUUUUUGUUUAAUGUGACAGUCUUAUUAUGAUCGGUUAGCGCCCAGUCUUCACUUAUUCUUGAAUAGGAACUCAAGUCGAUACAAUGACGACGAAUUGCGUACUACAGCUUGAUUUUGACCAGAUAGAGUCGGACGAUUUGCCGUUAAAAUUGUCCGCAUUAACCCAUGCAGCACGGAUAAGUCGAUGUGAAACUAAAUGUUGUUUAGGACCCGCAGGGGAUGGAAAUUCAGAAGUUUCCUCACAAAAGUCCAAUGAAAAUUCAUUGAAAAAAAGUAGUGGAAACACCCCGCCCAAGCCUCGCAAAUCAAAUUUAAGCUUAAACACGAGUGAGCAGCCAGUUUCCCCAGUAAUCCAUAAGCCAAUUGACUAUGAAGCCUACGACAGAUAUGCUUCAUCGAAGCUUUCUGAGAAGCAGCGUCGGAGCCUGGUACGGAAGGAGCUUGAAGAAAAGCGCCAACAGUUCCUGCUCCAGCAGAAGGCCAAAAGCCAGCAGCUUAUACAGUUGCAACACACAGAAGAGUCCCCGAACGAUGUAAAAUUUAGAAUCGAACAACUCAUCCUCCAAGAAGCCGAGACUCUAGCGUCUGAGCUAAUCGCGGAAAACGAGAGACGCGUUCGCGAGCAGGAAGAAGAAAACAGGAAAUACAUUGAGCAGCUCAAAGUACAUCAUGCUGUCCGCCAACAUCAUGCACUUCUCAAAGCCAUCCACGCGUUUCAAUUAACCUUUGAAGAGAAAUAUGACGAAUUCAGCAAGAAAAUUCGUACGACGAAACCCUCGGAACGGAUUGAAAAGCUCAAACAGGCCAUAAUCCCGCUUCUGAUGAAGUACAAUGCCCUGAACGAGAAAAUGAGGAAGGCUAUGAACGAAAUAGAUUCAUCAGAUUUACAACUAAUCGAGCAGCUUGUGGCAGACAUAGACACGCUUCGGAAGCAAUUCGAUGCAGAUUUACUCGCCGAUGCGGCAGAAACUGUGGUUGACUCGUCAACGCCAACUAUAGUUCCGGAAUCACCGGCACCCGAGCCGGUUGCAGAGAAACCAAUUGAACAGGCACAACCACAAGCGCAGUUUCCUCAGCAACAACAACCCCAAAUCACGGCAAUUGAGCAGUCACAACCAAGUAGCAACCCUCCUCCCCCCGCACCUGCGCCCAGUGAAGAUAUCGGCCGCAAUCGCUUCGUUUCACCAGAGAAUUUAGCGUGGUACAAUAACAUAAAUGCUUUCUACCAUAGCAAAGUGGAAGGCGUGAAGCCACUGCAGGCAAACGAGGUAAUGAAGAAAUAUCGCUCGAAUUGCCAAAAGGCUGUCAAUAUACCGGUGAAUGCAAUUUCGGCUGUGAGUCCUGAACAUCUGCAGGACAAAUAUGAUAAGUUGUACGGCUUGAUUUCGGGGGCCACAGUGAAUACUUCGGACGGACCAAUCAGUGUCAUGGAUCACCCCCUUGGACGGGAUUUCUGCCUGCUACUUCUGGCGAAGAAGUUUGUGAGCCAAGGCGAUUCAACUGUUUCAAGCAAUCCGCAAGCUGCCUUUCCGAUUGCCGCUAUAAUAGUUUCGAUUUGGCAGAAGGUUCCCGAAUUCGGUCAACUAUUCCUAGCGUACACUUUCAAGGAAAGUCCUUACCUCGUUCCAUACUUCAUGACACAAGUUGAAGGCCAGCCAGUAGAGGAAUACCUCAAGACCCUUGGUUAUCGAUUCCCUGGAGGCGCACUAGAGAAGCAAGACAUGUACUUAAAACGACAAAGUGGUCUCAUAAAACUUUAUGCAGCCGUGAUGGUAACGAAGCCCCGACCCUCUGAUGGAAACGUUCAUCCAUUUGGAAUCGAGCAUGGAUGGCGGUGGCUGAAUAAUAUACUGAAUUUGGAACCGCUACCUGAUAUAUGUGCCACUCUUAUCCUGGGUUUCUUACAAACCGCUGGCUUUGAAAUGCUGAGGAUUUAUCGGAAUCAAUUUCUAAAAUUACUAAGGACUCUGCAAAAUCAAUACAUGCAACGACUGAGUAAAGUUGACGAAGGCGGCCCUAAGGCGCGACUUGAAGUGUUUCUUAUGAAAGUAAUUAAAGAGAACACAAUUGAAAAGCCCCCCGGGCUCUUGGCUCCGAAUUUCUGGUAGUUUCUAUAGCCUAAAUGCGCGUUUAUAUUAUAAAUUAUCCAAAACGACUUAUAUAAAAAAUGUCACCUGCGUCAUUACAAAUUGUAGUAAUCUGUAAAUUAGUUUAAAUUUUGUUUCAAUUUAAAUACAUGUUUUUAUAAAAACUUGUUCUUUUUAUUGCAUCGUGAUUGCAUCGUGCAUUUGUUAACAGGAUGAGCACUAGAGCAUUAGACUCUUGCUCGGAUAUAACAUGUUCAACUAGCGAAACAUCAGUCGCCGAUGGAACAAGCGACGACUUCAAAGAUGAAAAAGAGAACUGCGAUCAAGACCAAACUGAAUUCAGUAAAUUAUCCAAGACAUCCGAAAACUUGUUAAAAAUCGAAGCAAUAACCCAUAAUCUAGCAGAGCAAAUUCAUGUGGCUAAUGAGAAAGCGGCUCGCCUGUGCAGUCAUAGAAAGAAGGUAAAACAGGGAGACGCAAUGCUUACUGAGGAGUCGACUCGGCGAAUAGCCACUUCACAGUUUUUUGAAGACAAUAAAAAUCGCUAUCUACUGCGAUGGGAAGAGCACGAAUUACAAUUAGGAAAACUGCGUGAGGAACAGUUAAAAAUUCAAGAGAAUAUCUUUGGAAAAGCAGAGAAUAUUGACUGAAGUGGGAUUUGGUUGGUUCGUUUAGUUUAUUCAUUUCGAAUAAAACUGUUUCGUAAACAUUUA